Nicrophorus vespilloides is the source of this 1170-nucleotide messenger RNA. RefSeq names its product GTP cyclohydrolase 1 (gene Pu). Gene Ontology annotation, biological process: tetrahydrofolate biosynthetic process; tetrahydrobiopterin biosynthetic process. The record is from RefSeq and is a predicted model, not a curated record. The transcript has 4 exons. Gene Ontology annotation, cellular component: cytoplasm. Gene Ontology annotation, molecular function: GTP binding; zinc ion binding; GTP cyclohydrolase I activity. The coding region runs from base 266 to 1036 and encodes 256 amino acids. NCBI's taxonomy places the organism in Eukaryota, Metazoa, Arthropoda, Insecta, Coleoptera, Silphidae.
GGAAAUUAAUGUUGCUGGUGGUGGAAAGCGGUUGAUUUUUUUUUUGGGUUUCGGAGGAAGCCAGGAGUGCAAGAAGCAGGAGGCACACGAUCGACGUAUAAAACUCCUGUUGCGGACUGAAAGCAAGUCAGUAGUCUGCGUUCGGUGAAUGUGCGAGAACUGUUUUGGGAGAGCCGCAGACACAGACAGAGAGGAGAGUGCGAAGCAGCAACAGCAACAGAUUUACCUUUAAAUCCAUAAAAAAAUAAAUAUAUUAACUUGAAGUAUGGAGAACAGCGCAUCGUCGAAUCGGGAAAACGGUGUUGUUAAGUCGAAGAAACCGGGUCCGCUUUUGGCCAGAAGUUGGUCCGAGAAUUAUGAGGACGUCGAGGUGCCCGGAACGCCGAAAACACCUAGAUCCUCCACUACUCCAGGUCACGAAAAGUGCACGUUCCAUCAUGAUCUAGAGCUGGACCACAGGCCGCCGACGAGGGAAGCGAUGCUUCCGGAGAUGUCCAGGUCGUACAAGCUGCUCUUGGGCUCCUUGGGCGAGAAUCCGGAGAGGCAAGGUCUCCUCAAGACGCCGGAAAGAGCGGCCAAAGCCAUGCUGUUCUUCACCAAAGGUUACGACCAGAGUUUAGAAGAGGUCCUCAACGAUGCGAUUUUCGACGAGGAUCACGACGAGAUGGUCGUCGUUAAGGACAUUGAGAUGUUCAGCAUGUGCGAACAUCAUCUGGUGCCGUUCUACGGGAAAGUCUCCAUCGGUUAUUUGCCGUGCGGAAAGAUCUUGGGUCUGAGCAAGUUGGCUCGCAUAGUCGAGAUAUAUUCGAGACGUCUUCAAGUUCAGGAGCGUCUUACCAAGCAGAUCGCGGUGGCCGUUACGAAAGCAGUUCAACCGGCGGGCGUUGCAGUCGUCGUCGAAGGAGUACACAUGUGCAUGGUGAUGAGGGGAGUGCAGAAGAUCAACAGCAAAACCGUUACGUCGACGAUGCUGGGCGUGUUCAGGGACGAUCCGAAGACCAGGGAAGAGUUCCUGAACCUCGUCCACUCCAAGUAAAUAAAACCACGGCCCAAAAAAAAAACGCAUCAUUCUCGACGUCUCCUAUAUUGUUGCCUAUUGUUAUACAUGUUGUGGUUAUUAUUUUAUUCUUAGUAUUAAGUGUGUAUAAUUUAUUUAUAUAUAUAUAUAUA